Messenger RNA from Nothobranchius furzeri (turquoise killifish), 1550 nucleotides. It is a transcript of the gene vps72a, whose product is annotated as vacuolar protein sorting 72 homolog a. Gene Ontology annotation, biological process: regulation of DNA-templated transcription; chromatin remodeling. The record is from RefSeq and is a predicted model, not a curated record. Gene Ontology annotation, cellular component: nucleus. Gene Ontology annotation, molecular function: ATP-dependent H2AZ histone chaperone activity. NCBI's taxonomy places the organism in Eukaryota, Metazoa, Chordata, Actinopteri, Cyprinodontiformes, Nothobranchiidae.
UACAAUAUCUGCUCCGGAAAUUAUGCGUGUAUCGUCAAACUAGAUAAAGCAUUUAGCUGCCCUGUCCACCUGUGUUGUUAAAUUUUACUACUAAAUACUUCUAUAAAUUCCGAAACUUUGAAAUAUUUUACAUUAUAUCAAAUUAAACAUGUACAUUAGAAGAUAGUUUAUUUGGCGGUGAGUGGAAAGCGGAGCAAUCGAUCUCGUCACGAAUUUAGCUAGUUUCGGUUAGCAUCUGUUCAAAAUAAAGCCAUGAGUUUGGCAGUUGGACGCGAACCCAGGAAGACUGCGGGAAACCGCAUGUCGAAACUACUGGAUGCCGAAGAAGAGGACGAAUUCUACAAGACCACAUAUGGAGGUUUCCACGACGAAUCAGGAGAUGACGAAUAUCACGGGGAGCAUUCGGACACGGAGGACGAGGUGGACAGCGACUUUGACAUUGAUGAGGGUGACGAGCCGGACAGCGACCAGGAGGAACAUGCACCUCGGAGGAAAAGUCGGGUCGUCACUAAAGCUUAUAAGGAACCCAUAAAGGUGGUGAAACCCAAACCUAAAAGACCCAAUGAGGAACAGAGAAGGACGGAGAAAACCAAAGUGGAGCUCAGACGAAGAAUUCCACCAGAGUUUCAAGAUUUUGCUGAAACACGCAAAUCCGUGCGUCAGUCCACCAGCGAGCACACGAGGAAAACCAACCUACGCUUACAGGAGCGUCAGGAUGCUCCUCGGAGACGGAGAGGUGCUCACCGCGACCGACCGCUGACUCAGGAAGAGCUGCUGGCAGAAGCCAAAGUAACGGCAGAGGUCAACAUUCGAUCUCUGGAAAACUACGAACGUUUGGAGGCAGACAAGAAGAAACAAGUCCACAAGAAGCGUCGUUUUGAGGGACCAACCAUCCGUUACCAUUCUGUCCUCAUGCCUCUCGUCUCUCAGCCUCUCCUGAAAGAAGAAAACGUUGAUGUUGAAGGUCUGGACCAGGACGUUUCUCAGAACGCUCCACAGAAUCCUGCCGCUGCGUCCCAGCAGCCCCCUGGAGGCCUUUGCUCCAGGACUUUUAUGACGUUCAGCGACGAAGAAGCUUUUGAGGUGGCGUUUCCUCACAGAGCCCGGUUGAGUCGUCCGCUUCCAGUGCAGGAAGUUUGCCCGGUGACCCACAAGGCUGCUCUGUACCGCGACCCGGUCACAGAUAUACCUUACGCCAACGCACGAGCCUUCCGCAUUAUCCGAGAGGCAUAUCGGAAAUACGUGGCGGCUCAUGGGUUUCCAAACACGUCAGGAGGGGACUCCUCUGGGGUGAAGGGGAACCGCCAGAAAAUGGUGGUCAAACAGACUGCAGUUACCACAUAAGCUGGACAUUAAUCAAUCAAAACCUUAAUUUUUUAGCUUAAAUUUGGUUCUUAUGUGACUGAUUAGCUGGUUUCCACUUAGACGAGUUGUAUCAGAAUCUACUACCAGACUUCCAUCGGCAGCUGUUCAUAUUCUGUUUCUUUUUGUUAUACUUGCUGUGAAUGUCCAUACCUUGUUCUGAUACAAAUAAACAUUUUAAAGUUUAA